UUACUCCUGAGGGUAAUGUACUCUCAGGCCUACAGAAAUCUGAAGCUAGAAUGUAGGGUUCUUGAAUGACUCCAGAUUGAAAGAUCUGGAUUCAUCUGAUUGGUUGAUUCAAUGCUCAUGUGAAUCAAUGCUCAAUUGAUUCACAAUUGAGCAUUUUGUGUAUUAUCUUAGGAACAAGCAUGUUUAUACCUGUACAGGAGCCUUCAUGGGGAUCAGAUCUGAGCAGUGUGGAGCUGCUAAGGACGGGUGGAUUCCUUCCUCAAACUAGUGGUGAAGAGUCAUAAAGUCACUUCGAAAAUAAUAACAUUUUUAAGGCAAGCAGCGUUGAACUUUGUACUGGGAGCAUGGUGGGCUUCUAGCAAGUGGUCAAAAUGCCUGGUAAGAAAGAUACUAAAAAGGACACCAAGAAAGGUGGAAAACCUGAACCAGAGAAAAAGAAAGAGGAUGAGAAGAAGGCAAAAGAUGACAAAAAGGGAGCAAAAGAUGACAAAAAAGGGGGAAAGGAUGACAAGAAGAGUGGAAAAGAUGAUAAGAAAGGAGGAAAGAAGGGAAAAGAGGAGCCAUCCAAAGUCAAAGAUGAGGGGAAAAAAGGAAAAGACAAAGGGAAAGGUAAAAAAGUAGAGUCUGAGGAGGAAGAGGAGGAGCUACUCAGUGAUGAAGAGGAGGAAGAGUUCAGUGAAGAAGAAGAUUGGGAUGAUUCAGAGGACGACAAAAAGAGAAAAGGGCGAGGGGGUAAAGACAAGAAGGGUGGGAAGUCUAGGCGUGGUGACGACUCUGAAGAGGAUGAUGAAGACUAUGAUGAUGCAGAUGAGGACGAUGACGAGGAAGUGGCUCAUGGUAAAUCUAAAAAAAAAUCUAAGGAUGAUCGUCACCAUAAAGGAGGAAAAUCAGAUGCAGAUGUGAAGAAGAAAAAGGGAAAGAAGAAGGAGGAACCACUGGUUCCUGUUAAAGACGUCCCAAAGAAAGGUUUGAAGAACAUGUCACAAAUGUUCAUGAAGUUUUCUGGCAUCGGCAUCAAAAGACGCAAGAACAGUGUAAAGAAACUGAAAAGCACAUCACGUUUAUUCCUUGGCUUGGGAAGGAGGAAGAGCCGGCUUGCUAAGAAAAAACGGCGAAAGUCUAUCAUGAAAAACACCUCACGGUUUAUGAUGAAAUUUAAAAGUAGCCAAAAAAAGAAAAAGGAGGCCAAAGAAAAGGCAGCAGCCAAUGGAGGAAAAAAGCCAACUUACAUGCUACUUCGUCUUGGGGGAGGAAAUUCAGACAAAAGGAAAGGGGGAUUCUUUAGAGGUCUCUUUAAAAAGCAGGAUGGCACAAGUGAUGACUUCAAGAACAGUAGUGUCUUACUAGGUAAGAUUGCUGCGGCAACUAAUUGGCUUACCAAACGGUUUCUGUCAAAAAAAAUGCAAGAAAAUUCCAGGCAUCAUGGCUUAGAUGGCCAUAGACGAAAAACGCGACAAUCCAGCUCCAGACGGUUUCUGGAUGGUUACCAAAACAACGGUUAUACGUAUGGUGAGGAAGAUGACGGAUAUGACCAGCACUAUGUAGUUGACCAGAGAGGUUACGGGUAUGAAAAUGGCUAUGAUGAUUAUGGAGUUGAGUCAGCACCAGGCUAUGGAAGACAUGGUCAGUAUGGAUACUACGAAAAUGAGAUGGAAGGGGCAGACUAUCAAGACCUGGGUUACUAUGAGGAAGACAGACUCUAUGAUACAAAUUUUGAAUACUAUGAUGAUGGAUUUAAUGAUAACAAUAACCUUUACCCUUCUCCCCAAGGGUAUUAUGACACUGAGGAAGCUGAUUAUUAUGGGUACCAACAACAACAGGCAAUGUAUGGUGAUGAAGUCCUGGAUUACUAUCCUCAAAUGUAUAUGGGUGGCAUGUAUGGAGGGGAAAUGGGAGAAUUUCUUGAUCCUCAGACUCAGUUUUAUUAUGAUGAAAAUGAUCAAGGAGCUUACUAUGCAGAUAGACAAUUGGGUUACUCUGAUAUUGGGCCUCAAGGUUAUUAUGGGGAUCCUGCUGUAACUAUGGGAAUGCAAGGAGGAUUUCAACCUGAUUUUCAGGUUGGAUAUAGCGAACCUGUAAUAUACCAAGACUUGAGCUCCCAACAGCCUGCAUUCCCACAUGAAGGCCAACAGGUCUUUGAACUUGGAGCACCUGGUAUGGGUAAAGUAGACAGCCUGAGUGGGAAUCAAUAUGUAGGUCAUAUGAAUCAAAUUGGAGAUGAUUUGGGAGGAAUUCAGCAAGGGGACAUAACAUUUAGAGUUCCUAGACCGCAAGUGCGCCUGUUUGGAAAAGAGCGAUUAGACGUUCCUCUGCCUCCUCCACCUACUUUGCCUCCCUAUCCUGAGUUUGAAGACAUGUCCGAUAUCCAGUAUGAAGACCAGAUUCCUCUUACUCCAUAUCAACUCGAAGACAUGUCAUUUCAACAGCAAAUGCCAGUAUCAGAGCCACAACUGCCUAUGUUUCCUUUUCAACAGCAACAACUACUAUCAACACAACAGAUAUUAUCCCCACAGCAGACAAUGAUGUUUCAACAAGAGAAUAUGUUGCCCCAAAUGAUGCCCACACAGAUGUCAUCGCAACAGCAGUUGAUGCCCCAGCAAAUAAUGUUUCCCCAGCAGCAGAUGAUGUCAGAGCAGUUGUUCCAACAACAACCAAUAUCUCCACAACUAAUUUCACCACAGAUGAUGACAGACCCAAUGAUGCCGCAGAGGCAGGGUUACAGCCUCCCAACAGUCCCAUCACCCACAGCCAUGAUCAUUAAACAGGCAACCAUGUCUCCUCUCCCUACACAACACAUGCACUCUUCUCCGACUCCAUCUCGUCGCUCUGUCAUCAUACCCUCUCCACAAAUGCAACACCAUCCUUCUGCCAUGAGUUCGCCAGUCCCCACCCCUAUGGCUGCAAGAAGGCAGAUCCCCUCCCCUCAACCUUCCAUGAGGGGUGGGCUCAUUAAUGCUCAAAGACCUCCAUCUGUUUUGUCUAGACAGAUUUCACAACCUGCUUCUCCUAUGGUGUCCCCAGUUCUUCAUCGUAGAGGGCAGCCUCCGAAGUCACGUUCCCCUUUGGCCAGACCAUCCUCACCUCCCCAUUCUCCCCGUGCCUCUGUAAUUCAUCGUAGUCCUCCACCCUUGGAGAGAGGAUCAGUGAGGCAACAUUCACCCCUUUCAUCACCCCACAUUUCCAGAAGAAUGCGAAGUCCCCAGCCAUCACCCACUUCUGCUCGAAGUCCAUUGGGAGGGAGAAAGAUACAUGAUCCACCCCCCCUUUACCCUGGUCAUGCAUCACCACCUCUCUCUCCUCAGCUAAGUCGAAGGCCUUCGCCCUCUCCUUCUCGCCGAAGUUUUUCUCCUGCAGGGCCUCGGCCAGCUCCAUCCUCCCCUACUCUUUCUCGUCGUUCAACUCGGCUGCUCAGGGACCCCACGCCAUUGGCCAGGCCUAGGGAAUUUGGAAAUGUUCCUUUAGGUACUGUCAGACCCUCACCCAUGGGUCUCAGAGGGCGUCCAGUGCCCCCACCCACACAAAAUGUGCGCCCAUUUCGUGCUUCUUCUUUGAGAAGUAAUAGAUCUUCUGUACUGACCAUAGACUCCUCCCUUCACUCUCCUUUCCAUUCCCCUCUUAUGGUCCACCGAGCUCCCCUGGCGAGAAAAGAAUCUGUCCGUCCUCCUCUUCGCCCCAUUGCUCGAGGGCGUCCCCUUAGGGCCCGGCAGUCGAUAAGAAGCAUGCCUCCCCCUUCCCCUCAACCCUCCCUUAAAUACAUGUCACGCAGUCCAUCUCCACGCCUCUCUCCUCGACUAAAUCGUCAGUCCAUUGUGUCAGAUCCCUAUGCUGAUCCUUAUGCUGAGCCAUCACCACAAUUUGUUUACCCCUCUUCUCCCAUGUUAUCCAGGUCUUUGCAAAACCAAGAUCUUAGAUUACAUUCAUCUUCAACCCUUAGACCACAAAGACCCCAAAUGGUGGGCAUGGGUCAGAUGGCUCCGGAAUUGGUAGAAUUCCAAGGUCCUUCAGUGCAAAGACCGAUGUCUGAUUAUGAGCAGCCUUUGCUCCCUUCACCACAAAUGCUCUCUGGAGCUCUGCAAAACCAAGCAGUGAGAGGAGCAUCCUAUGUUUCUCCACUUCAGAGACCUCAGUCUCCAUAUGCUCCAUCUGUACCGUCGUCUCCAUUGCUUUCUGGAGCCAUGAAACAUAGUCAGGCAAUAAAAGGCAUGACCUCUUACCAAACUCCACAGUUACAAUCACCAUAUGGACCAACUGUUGUUAUGCCAUAUGAUUACAUCUCUGAGCCUGGCCCAACACCAUUACUUCAAGAUGCACUGCAAGACCAAACUGUUUUUUCCCCGCGUCCUUAUACUGAGGUAAGACAAAAACCUGUUGGUCCCUCAUCUCCUAUGUUGUCACGUUCUUUGCAAAACCAGGCUAUUCAACCGGAUGCUUUUUCAGCACUUGGACCAGAAACCGUCCAAAUGGUAGGCAUGGGUUUGAUGGCUCCAGAAUUGCUAGAACGUCAUGAUUCUACAUUGCAGAGACCGACAUCACCUUAUCAGCAGCCUUUGCUCCCUCAUUCUCAAAUGCUCUCUGGAGCUCUCCAAAACCAAGCAGUAAGAGAAGCAUCUUAUGUUUCUCCGCUUCAGAGACCCCAGUCUCCAUAUUCCCCACCUGUACCCUCAUCUCCACUGCUCUCUGGAGCCAUGAGACAUAGUCAGGCAAUGAAAGGCAUGACCUCUUACCAAACUCCACAGUUACAAUCUCCAUAUGGACCAACUGUUGGUAUGCCAUAUGAUUACAUCUCUGAACCUAGCACAGUACCCAUGCUUCAAGAUGCACUGCAAAACCAAACUAGUUUGCAUAAUGUGUCUAAUUUAAAAUCUCCCAUAAUGCAACAACGGAAUCCUUAUGCCCCUGCUGGGCCUCAGCUCCAGAGUGCUCUGCAGCAAAACCCAAAUCUCCGCCAGGCAUCCUUUCAGACACCUGUGCAACUCAGACGGCCAUCAGUUGUAACUCAAUCACCCUCUUCACCAAUGUUGGGAAGAGCUCUACAGAACCCACAGUUGAUGCAGGCAUCAUACCAGCUGCCAGGAAGAACCUUUAUGAGCCCAUAUGCAAAUCCCCAUUCUUCACCUUUGCUUGGCCAUGCAUUGCAAAACCAACAAGUCCGGAGCGCCUCAUAUAUAAUGCCUGAUGGAUCAGUUAUCAGGGACCCUCGUCUACUUCAGAAGCCAAUGUCACCUAACCUCUCUGGAGCUCUUCAAAACCAGCAUCUGAGGAUGGCUUCAUAUACUCUUCCUGAUGGCACCAUUAUAGAUUCUAGACAGAAACAUCCUAUUUCUCCAAACCUGAGUAGGGCUUUGAACAACCCAGCCAUACGUGAAGCUUCCUACUCUCUUCCUGAUGGUACCAUUGUGAUAGACCCCAAAACAGAAAAGACACCCAACCUUACAGCAGCACUUCAGAAUCCUUACUUGAAGAGUGCUUCGUACACCCUCCCAGAUGGCACUAUCAUCAUUGAUCCACGGAAACCUACCUCUCCAAACCUGUCUAAUGCCCUUCAACACUCAUCAUUACGGAAUGCCUCAUUUACUCUACCACAGGGGGUUCGAGAUCCAAAUACUCCAGUGUCACCAAAUUUGGCAAAGGCUCUUUCUAACCAAGCCUUGAAAGCUGCUUCAUACACCCUUCCAGAUGGAACUAUUAUUGUGGAUCCAAGGAAGCCAAGGAGUCCAAACCUGACAGCAGCCCUGCAAAAUCCAUAUCUAAAAGGGGUAUCCUACACUCUGCCUGAUGGAACCAUCAUCAUUGACCCAAGAAAACCAGCUGGCCCUAAUCUUUCCAAAGCUCUUCUGAACCAGGAUCUUCGAAGUGCGACAUACCGGCUCCCCGAUGGUUCUUUAUUUAUGCCUGGCCAGAAACCAUCCUCUCCAAACCUGGCAGCUGCUCUUAGGCAGAAUCAAGGACUUCGCUCUGCUGGUCUCUACCAUCUCUCUGAUACCUCAGUCCUGUCAGGUGCACCCAAACCCGCCAGCCCCAACCUGGCCUCUGCACUGCAGAAUAAAGAGCUGCGUGGUGUCGCUUACAGGCUUCCAGAUGGCUCUCUUCUCACACGCCAGUUCCACAACCCAAAACUGUCCGAUGCCAUCCAAAAUCAGCAGCUUCGUUAUGCUUCGUACACUGUGCCAACAGAGCUUCAGGGGGAGGACCAUCGCUAUGCUGUGAUACCUCCGUAUGGGCCACGAUCUGGCCACUGGGCCAAGAACGCCAGAGGUGGAGGAGAAGGUGGAGAAAAUGUUUGGGCAGCCGAAAGGGUUCUGCCGCAUGGGACGGUUCAGAAUUUGUCCAAGUGGUCUAUGUACAAAGAAGAUGGAAUGUUGGAAGGAUAUUCACCAAGCCCCCAGGUUCCAGAAAAACUGCUUCAGAACCUGGACUGGACUCCUGGCAGAGAUAGACUACCAGGUCAAAGCUGGUAUGACAAGAUUUUUUCUAUAAUAAGCAUGCCCACAACAAACCACAGAGUUGUACGCUGGGCAGAGGGAAUGGAAGACAUGACUCAGCUCCCUGAGCUGAAUGAGACCACUGUUCUAAUGAACCUGAAGAAACGUUUUGACCAUGAACUUACAUAUACCUACAUAGGGAACAUUCUUGUGUCUGUGAAUCCAUACAAGUUGCUCAACAUCUACGGCACAGACAUGGUGCACCAGUAUGAAGGCCACGGUCUGAGUGACAAUCCCCCUCAUCUUUUUGCUAUUGCUAAUCUCUCAUAUACAAGCAUGAUGGAUGCCAAAAAGGACCAAUGUAUUGUGAUCAGUGGAGAAAGUGGGUCAGGAAAGACUGAGGCCACGAAGCUGAUCUUGCGUUACUUGACAGCCAUAAAUUACAAACGCAACGUCACUCAACAGAUUGAGAUCCUUGAAGCUACACCCCUGCUGGAGUCUUUUGGAAAUGCCAAAACAGUACGCAAUGACAACUCCUCACGCUUUGGAAAAUACACACAAAUCUACAUGAAGGAGGGUGUAAUCAGUGGUGCCAUAACGUCUCAGUAUCUGCUGGAGAAGUCCCGCAUUGUCUUUCAGGCCAAAUCAGAGAGGAACUACCAUAUCUUCUAUGAGAUGCUGGCAGGUCUUUCCCCUCAUGAGAAGCGUUCAUUGUAUCUGCAGGAGGCUGAGACGUACUACUAUCUGAAUCAGGGAGGAAACUGUACCAUUGAGUGUAAGGAUGAUGGGGAGGAUUUCAGGCGUUUGCUGAGUGCCAUGGACAUCCUGUGCUUCACCCCAGAAGAGCAAAACGGGAUCUACAGACUUCUGUCCUCGGUGCUUCAUCUGGGGAAUGUCUACUUCCAGUCACAUCAGGUUGAGGGCCAGGAGGCUGCGGCGGUGGUCAGUGCACAGGAGAUCAGAGUGGUAGCCGAGCUGCUGCAGGUUUCACCAGAGAGUCUGCAGAAAGCUGUCACUUAUAAAAUGACUGAUACAGGGAGGGAAAAGAUCUACACUCCAUUGACAGUGGAUAGCGCUUUAGAUGCCAGAGAUGCUGUUGCCAAGAUCCUGUACUCGCUGCUCUUUAGUUGGCUGACAGAGCGUAUCAACGGACGGGUCUACCCUCGCACCGAAGCCCUCUCCAUCUCUGUGCUGGACAUCUACGGAUUUGAGGAUCUACAGGUGAACAGUUUUGAGCAGCUAUGCAUCAACUACGCAAAUGAAACUUUGCAAUUCUACUACAACAGAGUCGUCUUCCAGGAGGAGCAGGAAGAAUACAUGCGGGAGCAGAUUCAGUGGCAGCCGCAGCCCUUCAGCAACAACCAGGCAUGUCUUGACCUCAUUGCUGCAAAGCCUCAUGGGAUCCUGCGCAUAUUGGACGACCAGUGCGGCUUCCCCCAGGCAACAGACCAUACCUUCCUUCAGAAGUGCCACUAUCACCAUGGUAAUGAUCCACUGUAUGCCAGGCCCAAGAUGCCAUUGCCAGAGUUUACCCUGAAACACUAUGCAGGGAAAGUCACCUACCAGGUUCAUAAAUUCCUGGACAAAAACUUUGACUUGGUCCGGCAGGAUGUUUUAGACCUCUUCAUUCAAAGCAGGAACAGAAUGGUAUCCAGCCUUUUCUUGAAGCAUUCUGAGUCUUUGACGCAGCAGCGCUCCAAUUUACGUCGCAACAGUGCAGCCCGACGUCAUCAGACCAACACAGUCAGCGCAAAGUUCCAGAGCAGCCUGCAGGAACUGCUGGAUAAGAUGGAGAGGUGUAACCCUUAUUUUGUGCGAUGCAUCAAGCCGAACCGUCAUAAGAAGCCAGGAAUGUUUGACAUGGAUAUGGUCAACACACAGCUGCUUUACUGUGGCAUUAUGGAGACAAUACGUAUAAGGAAGGAAGGCUUUCCGGCAAGACUGCCCUUUCACAGCUUCCUGUCAAGGUAUAAAGCUCUGCUCUGUCUGAAGGAUCCUCUGCCAGCAGAUGGAGAAAAUUGUGUUAUCAUGCUUCACAAACUCUGUCCGGUCAAGGAAGGCUCUUAUCAGGUGGGGGUCAGCAAGAUUUUCUUGAAAGAGGAGCUUUAUCAGCUGCUGGAAGGGAAGCGUGACCGUGUGUUGGACAUAGCUGCCAUGGUGCUGCAGAGAUACACUCGCAUGUGUUUUGCUCGGCAGAAAUUUCUCAAAUUCAGGCAAGGAAUAACCUGCUUUGAAGCUCGCUGCAGAGGUUACCUGGUCAGAAAAAAAUUUGCUCUGAGGAGGAAAUAUCUCAUCAGGCUACGUUCGGCCGUUUUGCUAAUUGUAAACCGUCAGCGCUACAUGAGGACAGUGGUGGAGCCUGCAAGGAAGGCGGAGGAAGAUCGGAUCAAUCGUGAAGUGGUGAAUGUGACGACAUUACCUAUCCCUGCAGAGCUGGCUGGCCUGCUGCAGGCUGCUUCAGGGGGUGAGGAGCUGCAUUCUGACUGCUUGGCAGUGGUCCAGGCUCCAAAGGUUCAGGUGGAUCCUCAGCUGACCCUGCCCCUCGAUAUCAAUAACUACCUCUUAACACACUACAUCCGGAUCAUGUUCAGGGAGCCUCUGUUUGGAAUGCUCACUGCUCCACUAGAGAACUCCCUGAUUCGUCUGGAUCAGGAGCUUAAGCAGGGAUCUCUCGACAUCUUCAUUCUGAUCCUGCGGUUCAUGGGCGAUCCGAACCUGAAUGGAGCUCAAGAAAACAUGUUUGGGAACUACAUCAUCCAAAGGGGCCUGGCCAACCCCAGCCUCAGAGAUGAGAUCCUGGCUCAGAUAGCCAACCAGGUGUGGAGGAAUCCCAACGUGCUGAACUCAGAGCGAGGCUGGCUUCUUUUCUCCUCCUGUCUGUCUGCCUUCCUGCCCUCUCAAAGACUGGCUAAAUACCUCCUCAAGUUUGUGUCAGACUACGGCCCAGACGGCUACGACUGUGUGUGUCAGAACCGUCUGCUUCAGGCUCUGCAGCGCCUCGGCGUCGGGCCUGAGUACGUCCGGACGUACCCACCCUGCCUGCUGGAGUGGACCGCCAACCGCAAGAAAGCUCACACCGUUCUGCAUGUACACUGCUUCGACGGCAUGUCCUUCUUAUGUCCACUGCAUUCCUGGACGACAGGAGAGGAAAUGGCUAAAAACAUCUUACAACACAGGGGUGCGGUGGACGGCCGCCAAGGCUGGUCGGUGCUGCUGAAGGAGCCGGCUCAGUGGGUCGAACUUGAAGGCUCAGACUAUGUUCUGGACUUGAUGUCAGACCUGGAGCUUCCUGCUGACUUCCCCAAACACAACAGCUACUUCAUCAUCUCUGCUCUGGAGCCGGCCAGAGUUCGGCCCAAUGCCAGCAUAAGCCUGUUGGGGGGUGGCUUUGACAUGAGCAAUGACAUCAGUCCUUCAGAUCGGUUCAACCAAGAUUUUGAGCCUCAGAGAGGGAUGGACCGUUAUCUCGACAGCCUGUUUGACCCUGUACUGUCGGAUGGAGCUGGAGAAGAAGAGUCGACUGCAGGACUGUCACACAGAAUGAAGGGGGCCGGGGGCGUCGGUGGGAAGUGGCAACAGCCGGGGCAGUCAUCUGGCCACCCACCUCCACCUGGAGCUGUGAGAGUCCUUCCUGUGGGAGGUAUAAUGUCGCCUCCUGUUGCUGCUGUGGCUCCUGUAUCACCUGGAGACCAGCAAGCUGUUUUGGCCCAGCAGCAGCAGGCCAUUGUGAACCAGCAGGCCGUCAUCAUGGCGCAGCAGAUGACCAUGCAAGCCAUGGCCAUGGUCAGCAGUCCUGUGUCGAGCCCCCCGACAUCCCCCAUUACUAGCCCUCCAAUGAGUCCCGUACCCCAUCAUUUCCUUGCCAGCCCGUACUCUGUCAUACCUCCAAGUCCAUAUGCAAACAUCCCGCCAAGCCCCUACGCUAACUUCACUCCGACUCCCUACGCAGCAGCCGUGUUUCCCUCCAGCCCUCAUCUUCCUUCUGCUCAGCGGGAUCAGUCUGAAUCACAGCCAAACACUCAGCGCCCUGCUGAUCCCCCGACUGAGCCUCGGGCCCAGCGGCAGCCUCGGCCCGCCUACCGCGACCCUCAUCUCAGCUCCUCCAAAGCUGAGCCAGCACAACCAACAUUUAAACCUGCUGUACAGACUCAGUCAGGCAUAGACGGUGUUUCUGGAAGAAAAGCUCCAGGCGUCCCGGCUAACAAGGAACCGGCCAGGAAAUUUGCCCCAGUGGGGAUGUCUCCUCCACCCCCUGCUGGAGAAGUGGUGAAGUAUUCAUCUCAGACUGCAGAUUACAUCGUCCCCAGCCAAGACAUUCAAGCAAUUAUCAGAAGAUAUAAUUCCCCAUCGCCACCAGCAGAACCACAACCAGCUGGCAAAAGCAGACCAGAUGGGAAGUUCAAGAAGAUGCAGACGCCUCGUGAUGAAGCUUUACAGAUCCUCAAACCCCAGAUGGACAAUCCUCCUGCUCCACAGCCCAAACGUCCUGUUGGCCCAAUACACUCUGCGUCUGCGAUGAAGCAGUCGGGCCUCAAACUCAUGAGAAGCACAAAGACGAGAGCUCCGGAGCGGCAGCUUCCUAAACCUCCUCCAGUAUCUCGAGAGCUCCCAGUGGAGACGAAGACCAUCCAGACACAGCUUCACCAGAGCACCAACCAGGAGCAUUACACCUACACCAAUGUGCCCUGGAGGCUAUAUCUCAGAAAAGAGGUGUUUUAUCCCAAAGACAGCUUCAACAAUCCUUUGUUGCUAGAUCUCAUUUUCAAGCAGAUAGUGAAUGACACCCUGUCAGAGGCGUGUGUUCGCAUCACCCGGGAUGAAAGGCAGAAAAUGAAAGCCCUAUUCGCCAAACAUGGUGUUGAGCAGAAUAUGGAUCCGGUGGAGGAGCAUGUGAAGAAAACGAUCGUGACAGCAGCCAGGGAGACCUGGGAAAUUUACUUCUCCCGACUCUUUCCUGCCUCGGGCAGUGUAGGAACAGGUGUGCAAGUGUUGUCAGUGUCCCACAGCGGUAUCAAAUUACUGAAGACGGUGAAAAGCAGUGCAUCAGCUCCAGACUACUUCAGAGUCCUUCGACCAUACACAUACGCAGACAUCCUGUUUGUGACAAUCCCCUCUGAGAACAUGCUGGAGUUUAAUCUGACCAACGAGAAGCUGAUCCUGUUCUCCGCCAAGGCUUUUCAAGUCAAACAUCUCAUAGACAACUUCAUUAAUGAGAUCAAAAAGGACUCCGACUACGUCAUUGCAGAGCGUAACUUUGUGACAGACGAUCGAUCGAUUCUCAGUUUCCAUAAAGGUGACAUCAUCAGAUUGCAGGUUAUGGACGGGCUACAGAAAGGUUACAGCUAUGGCUGUGUGGUGAGGAAGAAGGUUGUGUUUUUGGAAGAGCUUAAAAGGGACACUGAAGACUUUGGUUGGAAGUUUGGAGCCGUGUUUGGCCGCUCCGGGGCAUUCCCCACAGAAUGUGUCCACCCCGUCGCUCCUCCUGAUUUCCUAUCGCUGCCGCUGGACCGAAAGGCAGAGCCUCGAGGCGGAGCUGACCAGUUCGCCGUGUCGUCAGCCAUUGCUGUUGCUGUGGCCUCCACCAUGGCUGCGCAUGAAAUAGAUCAAACGAUUGAGAGAGUUUCACUUGAUGGCUUCCCUGAUGGAGAGCCUGAUGAGAGAGCUCUGCAGGACAGUAAAUAUGAUAUGAUAGAGUUUGCCAAGAAGUACUUCAGGCAGACACCGAGUGGACACGGAGAUUCCAUGAAGAGUAAAGGCAAAAGGAGCGAUUUCAGGGAGCCUUCUGACAUGAUCAAGUUCUCCAAGAACCCUCUGACUGAGUCUCUGAUAGAGUUCACAGAUGUAGCUAUGAACCGAGUAGCAGCUGAUCUGUACCUGUGCAUUAUGCGUUUCAUGGGGGAUUCUCCAUCCAGGGGUUCAUCAGAACAGGAAGUGGUCAACAUGUUCCUUAAGCUCAUUGGAGAAUUCACCUUGAUGAGGGAUGAAGCUUACUGCCAGCUCCUCAAACAACUUACUGCCAACACCAGCUCCAAACCCGAUAGUUGCCAACGAGGCUGGAGGCUGCUGUACAUCCUGGCUGCCUACCAUCGCUGCUCUGAAGUCCUCAAGCCUUUCCUAUUAAAGUACCUGCAGCAGGCUUCUCGCAGUGCAGGAGCACCGUAUCAAGGCAUAGCUAAAGCAUGUGAACAAAAUCUGAAGAAGACGUUUGUGUACGGCGGUCGGAUUGUUCCACCCAACGGCAUGGAGCUGAAGGCUAUGAUGGCGGGACGCAGUUCAAAACGUCAGCUGUUUCUCUUCCCUGGAGGCAUCGAACGCCAUGUGAAAAUCAAAACUUGCACUGUUGCCCUGGAGGUGAUAGAAGAGUUGUGCUAUGAAAUGGGAUUACACGCGCCAGAAGCCAUCGAAGAAUAUGCCAUAUUUUUAGUCACCAACAGAGGUCAGAACGUUCGACCUCUGAACAAGAACGAGUACAUCCUGGAUGUUGCCACAGAGGCAGAGUCAGUCGACUCAGGCUACAGUCUGUGGUUCCGGCGAGUUGUCUGGACUCAGUCGCUCAGGUUCGAGAAUGAGCUGAGUGUGGCCAUGCAGUAUAACCAGAUCCUUCCAGACUACCGGAAAGGCCUGCUAAAUGUUCUCUCACAUGGAAAAGUGAGCGAUCAACAGUUCCACCAAAUGUCAAAGCUGGCUGCUUUGCAGCAUAGAGCCAAAGACAACAUCUAUACUCCCAGCAUACACGAGCUAUCGGAGUACAUUGCUGCACCUCUCUUCAAAAAGCAGCCCCCACAGCAGUGGGUUACCAUGGCAACGCAGCACAUGCAGCAAGUGCAGCCUCUGAGUCCGCAUCAGGCUAGGGCACAGUUUCUCGGCCUGAUCAGUGCGUUCCCCAUGUUUGGUUCCUCAUUCUUCUACAUCCACAGCAGCAGCUCCACCACCUUCUAUGCUCCUUGCAUUCUAGCUGUUAACCCACGUGGUCUCCACUUUUUGCACAAAAACACACAUGAGCUGAUGGCAGCCAUCCCCCUUGUGGAGGUGCAGGGCAGUCGCACCCAGAGGCCCAGCGCUGGAACCAGCUAUCCGUAUGUGGACCUAACUGUGGGGGACAUGAACACACAGCGGGUUAUUCAGCUGCAGCUAGAGCAGGGUCUGGAGCUGUGUCGAGUUAUUGCCAUGCAGGUUGAAAAUAUGAUGUCUGUGAGAGAAAAGAGGCUCACUCUGCCACCCAGCGAAAUCACCAUGUUGUGAUGUGUGCACAUGUUUCAUAUUAUGCACAAAUGUUUCUGCACAUGUACAUGUAGCUACCUCCGCUCUCCUUCAGGGGUUUGAUGUGUUGUGCUCACAGUUUUUUGUGGAUUAUUUUUCUGAGGUUACAGAAAAACACAGCUGAGUGAUAGAUUUGGAUCCUCCAUCUUAUUCUUGAGAAUUUAUAGAUUCACUCACUGUUGUAUUUUCAACAGAUAUAUUUGGCAUCUUUAAAUGUUUUAUAGUUAAUCAGUUUUGUGUAUUUAUGAUAUUUGUAUGAUUGGAAAUGAUUUGUAAAUAGAAGAGUUGAUAUAUUUUGUAAAACAAAUAUUUUUCAAAAAAAAAAUAAAAGCAUGAAUAGAC
This is a messenger RNA of Gambusia affinis (western mosquitofish), 14024 nucleotides long. RefSeq names its product myosin XVAb (gene myo15ab). Gene Ontology annotation, molecular function: ATP binding; cytoskeletal motor activity; protein binding. The coding region runs from base 372 to 13664 and encodes 4430 amino acids. Gene Ontology annotation, cellular component: myosin complex; cytoskeleton. Lineage: Eukaryota; Metazoa; Chordata; Actinopteri; Cyprinodontiformes; Poeciliidae. The record is from RefSeq and is a predicted model, not a curated record. The transcript is spliced from 75 exons.